Bolinopsis microptera is the source of this 2891-nucleotide messenger RNA. RefSeq lists its product as uncharacterized. The record is from RefSeq and is a predicted model, not a curated record. Lineage: Eukaryota; Metazoa; Ctenophora; Tentaculata; Lobata; Bolinopsidae. Gene Ontology annotation, molecular function: zinc ion binding. The transcript is spliced from 18 exons. Bases 35 to 2653 code for a protein of 872 amino acids.
UAAUUAGCUAAUAUAACUUAAUGCCUUGUUAGGGAUGUCAGGAGGAGUGACUGCAGGAGUUAACAUGUCAGAUAAACACAACCCAGCUCGAGCAGUCCCUGUUAGGGUCAAGAAGAAGACUCUUAAGAAGCUGAGUAACGCAGAGAGACUGGAAAUGGAGAACGCGAAGAUGGAGGAGAGACUGAGAACUCUGAGGAAAACAAUAGAGAAGGAGAAGGAGGAGAGGAGUAACUGUACUAGCCUGUGGAAAUCAGGACAGACGGGAGCUAUAACUAAUUUCGCAAAGGAGCACAGCAGUAAGAACAAGAGUGCUGGUAUUAAACUCGGUGAUAAGAAGAUUAAAGUUAAAUUUCUUACUCCUGUGGUAGAGAAAGGAGAAUCCCGAGAAAAACAACGUAAAGCAGCCCCACGUGUCUCCACACCCCACAACUCUAGCACCACAGCUGGUUCCUCUUGGGCAGAACCACAAACAUCCCACCAAGGUCCCGCUGAAUCUCAGCGCUCUGAAGCACUGCGCCCUGAAGCGCUGCAUGCAGAUGCGCCGCGUGCAGAUGCGCCUCACACAGAAACACACAGUUUUGAGAUGCAGAGAAUGCCCCGUGAGAGCAUGGCGUGGAGUGAGGUGGGGGAGAUGGAGGGGUUGCAGAGACAGGCUAGCAUUGUGGGACCGGUGUGUGGUCAGUGUGAGCUGAACGGCGCUCAGAUGAAUUGCAUGGAAUGUGGCGAGAAAUACUGCACAGAAUGUUUUGCAAUGUUCCACAAAAAAGGAGCCCUAAAAUCACAUACCUCCCGACCUCUGACCCGACAAGCCAACUUGGCUUUAAACAGUGGUCCUGCAAGACAAGUCAAAAUUGAAGAGCCGAUACAAGAAAAUUCUCUCUGGGGAGAUUAUGAUGAAGAUGCAUCAGCUGCAGGAUUCAUGGACGCAGUCAAAGCAUGGCGGGGCGAAGAAGUAACAACAAAUAGUACUGGCAACCAACAAACCGGUGUUGCUGGGAAGACUACGGACGGUUCACAAACAGCCAAGGGCGCUAUCCCUGAUAUAAACUUCUCAGAAAACGAGAACGUGUCAUACUUUGAGCGGAUGCUGUUGAAGAAACAGAAAGAGACAGUAGAAGAUGACAUUAUUGACAGUGAAGCUAAAAGUGAAUACAGUGCAGGAGAGAUAACCGUGUCACAACUCGACUUUUGUAGAGAUCUGUUGGCUCACAACAUCGAAGAAGAUCGCAAAUCUAGGAUGGAGGCUGAACGACCAGAGAGUGUUAUUGAAAUUGUGGAAGUUAAUUCCAACAUUGGGUAUUUAGAAGAGAUAGCAAGUUGUGUAGUUGAAGAGUCGCCAGUUUGCUCUGACGAUGAGGAUGAUGUUAGAGGUCAAAUGGAGAUGGGAAGAGCACUUCUGUCCACGGUGAAGAUUGAGGAGUAUUCUCCGCGGGGCACUGAUAACCCAACUACUGCUGGAAUCUUUCAACAUAACGGUUUCAUGCUGAUAGAACCUGUAGACGACCCCAUCCCAGAAACGGCCUCACCCUUCAACCCGGACCUUGCCGAACAGCUAAUCCGUGAAAGUGUGACAUCCAUCCGUGGCAACGCGCCAACAAUCACAACACCACGUGCGCGCAGCAUAACUCCACGUGCAACUACUCCCUCACGUUCCCACCCCGGACCUCAGGACCGGAUAGUAUCUGGAGAGACCAGGAUAUCAUCUCCAAACAUGAUGUCAUCUUCAGGCCGGGUAACGUCUCCAGGAAGGAUCUCAUCGCCUCAGCUGCAGGAGAGACCAUACACUCCCCCUAAAGUUGAUAGAUCUCACGAUCAGCCCCUGUCUGUUAGAAGUUCAUUUAACCGAUCUGGAAGGAACUACACCGAAUCUACCCGCUCACCCCUCAUCCGGCGCAUGCCUACCAAUCCUGAGAUUACUCGUGCCUCUUUGAGCGGUGCCCAAGAGAACGAGCUCAAACGACCUCUAACUGCAGACGUUAAGAUCUUGUCCUCCCAGGCUUGGAGACAGUCUUUCUUGGGUUUUGUCAAGUCCGGUUUGCCAGGCUACACUCUACCCUCCACUCCUCCGCCUGAGGAGCUGAAACGAAAGGAGAAGAAGGAGAAAAAGGAGGAGGUAAUGUUACGUGGCCCUCCCUCCUGGUGUCCUGGGGAGAGUUGUGUCGGCAAUGAAAUAUUCCAAUCUCGAGAAAACUCAGUCACAUUCCCCCUCGCUGAAGAGGCGGGAAUCAAAAGAGAAAACACCAACAGCCGCCGCCAGCUACCACCACCAAAUACGGCAGGGAAAUUUGAGAGAAGAAGUGUGGAGGCAGAGAGGAGGAGUAAUGUGAUUCAGUGUGAUGAUCUUAAUACUCCAACUAAUCUGGAGUAUGAAUCUGAGGACGUGCUGGCAGCACUGGGAAAGGAACUAGACGUAUCAAAGUCACGUGACCUCGGAGACUACCUUAACACGCUACGUCACGGUACACCUGACGCUGUUACCCUUCUCACUCACCAGGACCGAAUGUCACAGCUGGAUAUGGAGAGUAGAGGAAUGACCCCAACCGCCACCCCACUGAUAACACCACGAAUAACCACCCGGGAGAGCCUUUUCCUCGACUUUGAGGACGUUGAGAAACAGAUAAUGGCGGGUGAAGAUGUUGAGAACAUUCAGUAAGCGUGAAGAAGUUGUAUAGUUGGUUAUCUGAGGAUUAAUUUAUUAAUUUAAUUAUUAAUUUAAUGAUGAAGUUUCUUGGAAAGAGUGUUGAUAGUAUGUUUGUUGUUUGACUUCCUGAAGGACACGAUUGUUGGAUAAAAAUUCUGUAUACUGUAAACGUACGUUUUGAAGUAGUUUUAGGGCUUUUUUUUGUUGUUAUUUAGAAGUGUAAUUUGUAAUUGAAGCAAACUUUGUAAAU